Prunus avium (sweet cherry) is the source of this 351-nucleotide messenger RNA. NCBI's taxonomy places the organism in Eukaryota, Viridiplantae, Streptophyta, Magnoliopsida, Rosales, Rosaceae. The record is from RefSeq and is a predicted model, not a curated record.
AUGGUAGCCACCAGCACAAAUGAGGUUCCAGGCAUAGCAAAUUAUGACAGAAAAAGUGAAGUAAAAACUUUUGAUGACACAAAGGAAGGUGUUAAGGGCCUUGUUGAUGCUGGGAUAACCCAGGUUCCAAGAAUUUUUCAUCUACCAGUAGAUCAGUAUCCCAUCAACAGCACUUGUGAUUCAGAACCCACCAAAACCCAGCUCAGAAUUCCAGUCAUAGACCUGGAAGGCCUUGAAUAUGAUAAUAAUCCAACCAAACGCAAGGAGAUUGUUGCCAAAGUUGGAGAGGCAUCAGAGACUUGGGGCUUUUUCCAAAUUGCCAAUCAUGAAUAUGGAAACUUGAAGUAUUGA